This is a messenger RNA of Trichogramma pretiosum, 1847 nucleotides long. Its product is annotated as alpha-amylase-related protein-like. Gene Ontology annotation, molecular function: alpha-amylase activity; cation binding. Lineage: Eukaryota; Metazoa; Arthropoda; Insecta; Hymenoptera; Trichogrammatidae. Gene Ontology annotation, biological process: carbohydrate metabolic process. The transcript is spliced from 5 exons. Bases 38 to 1555 code for a protein of 505 amino acids. The record is from RefSeq and is a predicted model, not a curated record.
UUAGCGAUCGUAGCUUAGUAGAGAAACAGCUGCCGAUAUGUUGAAACAGCUGUCACUGGUACUCUUGUGCAUUAUCGUUUCUUUUAAUGUAUUGUCGAUCGGAGCGACGAAAAAUCCUCACUAUGUAGGCCACAGAACGACGAUGGUCCAUUUGUUCGAGUGGAAGUGGAACGACAUCGCCAACGAGUGCGAAAAAUUCUUAGGGCCCAAGGGAUUCGGUGGUGUUCAGGUUUCACCGAUACAAGAGAACGUGAUAAUUCCCAAUCGUCCCUGGUACGAGCGCUACCAGCCGAUCUCCUACAAAUGGUCGACUCGAUCGGGCAAUGAGCAAGAAUUCCGCUCGAUGGUUCGCCGAUGCAACAAGGCCGGAGUUCGCAUCUACGUCGACGCGGUGUUGAAUCACAUGACCGGCAAUCACGAAAAAGCCGUCGGAACCGGUGGUUCCACGGCCGACCCCCAUAAAUUCAGCUAUCCCGCCGUGCCGUUCGAGAGGAAACAUUUCAACGAGCCCUGCGGUAUCGACUACAACAAUGCAAAGACCGUCAGAGAUUGCGAGCUCGUGGGCUUGCACGAUUUGAAUCAGAGAUUGGAUCACGUUAGAAAGCAAAUGAUCGCUUUUCUGAAUAAAGCCAUCGAUGCCGGGGUCGCGGGAAUCCGUAUUGACGCGGCGAAACACAUGUGGCCCGAAGAUCUCAAGUACAUCUACUCGAAGCUGAAGAAUCUGAACGUCGAGCACGGAUUUCCGCCCAACUCCAGGCCCUUCAUCUUCCAGGAGGUCAUCGAUUACGGCGGUGAGUCCAUCUCCAAGUUCGAGUACAACGAGUUCGCCGCGGUGCUCGAGUUCAAGCACGGCAGAGAGCUGUGCAAUGGAAUUCGCGGCCAGAAUCCGCUCAAGUACUUCAAGACUUGGGGUACCACUUGGGGACUGCUGCCCUCGGACGAUGCGGUCACUUUCGUCGACAAUCACGACACUCAGCGCGAAGGAUUCAUGACUCCGCUAACAUACAGAGAGUUCCGACUUUAUAAGAUGGCCGUGGCCUUCAUGCUGGCGCAUCCCUACGGUCAUCCCCGCGUCAUGAGCUCGUACGACUUCAAAGGCUUCGAGCAGGGACCCCCCGCCGACGAGUACGGCAACAUACUGUCGCCCAUCAGCGCCGAGGGCACCUGCAGCAACGGCUGGGUGUGCGAGCACAGGUGGCGCCAGAUCUACAACAUGGUCGGCUUCAGGAAUCACGUGGGCAAGGCCCCGAUGAAGAGAUGGUGGGACAACGGCAACGGCCAGGUGGCCUUCUGCCGGGGUGACGUCGGCUUCUUCGCCAUCAACACGGAGAACAGCGAUCUCAGAAGGAAGCUGCGCACCUGUCUGCCCGCCGGCACCUACUGCGACGUCAUCUCGGGCGAGCUGAGGAACGGACGCUGCACCGGACACUCGAUCGAGGUCGACGCGCAGGGCAACGCUCAGAUCGAGAUUUUGACCAGUAGGCACGACGGAGUCGUCGCCUAUCACACGGGUGCCAAAGUUGGGAAAAAUAAACACCAUCCAAAUCAACUGUGAGAAGGCAAGCUGAAAAUUAGAAGCUAAACAUUUUCACUACUUUUCAUUAAAAAAAUGUUGAGGUCUUGAUUAACGACUCAAUAAAAGUAAUUUUCAACGAAUUUAUUUCAACAGAAACAAUGCACUGUUCACUUUUCACCUUGAAUAAUUGUCUACUUUACAAAUCAACAAUAUCUCCAAGUAUACAAUGAAAAUUGAUUACGUUCGAUGCUUGAUAUAACUUACUGGACUUUGAAUUAAAAUACAAUUUUAUGCGAGCUUCUUUGAAAGAGGCGCUGCACUAAAUAUAAAA